Messenger RNA from Pieris rapae (cabbage white), 486 nucleotides. Its product is annotated as cuticle protein 7-like. NCBI's taxonomy places the organism in Eukaryota, Metazoa, Arthropoda, Insecta, Lepidoptera, Pieridae. Bases 27 to 404 code for a protein of 125 amino acids. The transcript is spliced from 4 exons. The record is from RefSeq and is a predicted model, not a curated record. Gene Ontology annotation, cellular component: extracellular matrix.
UAUCAGACAAAAUUAAAAUAUUAAAAAUGUACUCAAAGAUCCUCUGCUUUACGACCCUCCUUGCUGUGGUAGCUGCCCAAUAUGGCCACGGCCAUGGGUACUCUUCCCAGCACUUCGUUAAGCACGAUGGACACCCUGAAAUCGUCCACGGUCAUCACGGACAUCAUGACUACCAUACUCAUCCCAAAUACGAGUUCGACUACAAAGUAGAAGACCAUCACACUGGAGACAUUAAGUCGCAGCACGAGCACCGUGAUGGAGAUAUGGUGAAAGGCGCCUACUCUCUACACCAGCCUGAUGGUUCUGAGAGGACCGUGCACUACCAUGGAGACCAUCACACCGGAUUCCACGCUGAUGUGAAAUUCGGAACCCAUCACAUUGUCCCUCAUCAUCAUCAUUAUUAAUUUUGGCACUGAUGGUUAUCUGUUUUUAUACGUUUAUAAAUGUUUGUUAUCAAAGGAAAAUGAAUAAAGAUUCUUUAAAAUA